GUCUCACUCCAUCAUUGUUGCUCUUAGCCCUCCUGCUAUCGCUCCUUCCCAUUCUCGUGAUGCGCGGGGUGUGGUCCAAGCUUCUUCUACGUCACCCGUAUUCUCGACCACCAUUCGCUCGUCUACUUUGAACCUCUUAAAAUCCUCUCACAUCUCUCACCGCCAAACACCAUCAUGGCAGUGCCGAGGAAUUCCUUACGGGGCUUUCUUACACACGCGAGAGGCGCUCUCCGGAGCGCUAUUGAAACCAGUCAGAAGAUUACAUUCGUCAUUGGCAAUGAGUCUGCGGACCUUGAUUCGAUGUCAUGUUCUAUUCUAUACGCGUACAUUCGGUCUAUGUCACCGCCCAAGAAUGCCUUUAGUCCAAUUUACGUGCCAAUCACGAAUAUUCCAGCUGCUGAUAUUCAGCUAAGGCCGGAAUACCUUGCCGUAUUUAAACACGCCAAUAUUGAGUCGAAGCACUUGAUCACGCUUGAUGACUUACCCGCGCUAUCCGACAUAGAGUCGAAACUUGCACCUGAGAAUACCAAAUGGAUUUUGGUAGACCACAAUGCUCUGCAGGGUCAAUUAGGCAAGAUGUACGCUGAGCGCGUCGCUGGCGUCAUUGACCACCAUGAUGAUGAAAAGAAAGUUCCGGAGGACACAGGUGAGGAGCCGAGGAUUAUCGAGAAGAGUGGCAGCUGCACUAGCUUGAUCGCAAACUACUGUCGGCCAUCGUGGGAUAUGGCUUCGCUAUCUGCCCUGUCUUCUGGAGCAGCUCAUGCGCAGGGUGAUAGCAUGUCCAAUGACGCUGCCUUUGUUCAGCGCUGGGAUGCGGAUAUUGCCCAAUUAAGCUUGGCCAGUAUUCUUAUUGACACGGCUGAUCUCCAUGACGAGAACAAAACGACCGAGCAUGACCGUAAGGCUGUCGAGUACCUGGAAGCUAAGAUUAUGCUUUGUCCCCAGCUAGCUGCAAGCUUCGACCGAACCAGCUUCUACAAGGAGAUCAAUGCAGCAAAGAAGGACAUUGGAAGCCUAAAGCUGCAAGACAUACUUCGGAAAGAUUACAAGCAGUGGGACCAGGGUGGUCUGAAGCUCGGCGUCAGCUCCGUUGUCAAGUCUAUCGAGUUCCUCCAAAACAAGGCUGGUGACGAAGCAAGCGCUCAGACAGCUGAAGCAUUCCCCGCAGCGUUGAAGGAAUUUGCAAAGGACCGGGAUUUGGACAUGUAUUCCCUGAUGACCACAUCCACAGGUUCAGAUGGCGGUUUCCAGAGAGAGCUGUUAUUAUGGGCCUUCAACGACGGCGCCGUGUCAGCUGCCAAAAACUUUGCCACGAAUUCAAAAGACGAAUUGGGAUUGGAGGAGUGGCAGAAUUCCGACGACAUUGACAGCAAGAGGGAGUGGAGAAAGACUUGGUGGCAACGACAAGUGCAGCACAGUCGGAAACGUGUCGCACCUCUACUCAGGGAAGCCAUGACUUGACUAUGGGUGCAAGAGGGCAAGCUCUGAUGGAGUCGUGAAGACCAUCGAUCGGGUGCAAUGGUGCCGGUAGAGCGCUACGCUGGCGCGUUGGUGUCGGAUUAGCGGGAUCACCACACUUUCCUAUGUCUUGCAUUGUAGAUAGGCGCUUAGCAGCAAUUGGG
Alternaria alternata is the source of this 1622-nucleotide messenger RNA. RefSeq names its product DHH phosphoesterase. The record is from RefSeq and is a predicted model, not a curated record. Gene Ontology annotation, cellular component: cytoplasm. The coding region runs from base 175 to 1461 and encodes 428 amino acids. NCBI's taxonomy places the organism in Eukaryota, Fungi, Ascomycota, Dothideomycetes, Pleosporales, Pleosporaceae. Gene Ontology annotation, molecular function: exopolyphosphatase activity. The transcript is spliced from 2 exons.